This is a messenger RNA of Orbilia oligospora ATCC 24927, 2763 nucleotides long. RefSeq lists its product as uncharacterized. The transcript has 8 exons. Gene Ontology annotation, biological process: nucleobase-containing compound metabolic process; establishment of sister chromatid cohesion. Bases 1 to 2763 code for a protein of 920 amino acids. The record is from RefSeq and is a predicted model, not a curated record. Gene Ontology annotation, cellular component: nucleus. Lineage: Eukaryota; Fungi; Ascomycota; Orbiliomycetes; Orbiliales; Orbiliaceae. Gene Ontology annotation, molecular function: DNA helicase activity; DNA binding; hydrolase activity, acting on acid anhydrides, in phosphorus-containing anhydrides.
AUGUCAGACAGUCUCCAAGGAAGUCUCGCAGCUGGAGCAGCUUUUCAGCGUGAUUUUCAUCAUCCAUACACUCCUUACCCGAUCCAGCUUGAUUUCAUGAACGCUUUAUAUGAGGUUCUCGAGGACGGUUCUGAACGGUAUACUACGCCAAUUGAGAGUUUAAGGGUGAUCUUUAGUAGUGGCAAAUCAUUGAGCUUAAUAUGUGGUUCAUUAACUUGGCUCCGAGAGCAUAAAAGGCGGAAGCUUAAUGAUGAAUUAGAACGAGGUGUUGAUGAUGGUAAAACACCUGGUUGGGUGUUAGCUCAUGCUCGCAAGGAGAGGAAAGAGAAUGCUCUUCGUUCUCGAAGAGAAAUGGAAGCGAGACUUCAAAAGGUUCGAGAGAAAGAAAAAAGAGAACGGGAGCAAUAUAUGCGAAAAAUGAAUGAGCAGCAGCAGGUUCGAAUGUUUGGGGUGAAGAGACAGAAACCCGAUGGCAGUCGGAAUGCAGAAGACCUUGAAGUCCUAGAAGCACAAUUUGAGCUUGAUGAUUAUCAUAGUGAUGACGAGAGUGGAGAUCAAAAUGACCCUGCAUUUGCCGGUUUAUCGAAAGAGACAAUUGAGAUGAUGAAGAAGGUGGGAUAUGGUCCUCUAAGAUCAAAAGAGGAAGAGGAGGAAGUACCAGACGAGAUAAAGAUAUUCUACUGCUCAAGAACUCACUCUCAACUGUCGCAGUUCACAGCAGAGUUACGACGGGUACAUCUCCCCCCGACAUAUGAAGAUGAUCUAACCGAGGAAAGUGAGGAGAAACCCGAAGAGGUGGUAAAACAUUUGUCCCUCGGAUCUCGCAAACUGCUUUGCAUCAACGAUAAAGUCAAUACUCCAUCAGCUUCUGCAAAUACAGUCAACGACCGGUGUUUGGAUUUACAACAAUCAAAGUCAGCUGAGAAUAAAUGUCCAUUUCUAUUGCCAAAAGCCGACAAUCAACGAAAUGUCUUAAAUCGAGAGUUCAGGGAUUUGGCAUUGGCCGAUAUCAAAGAUAUCGAAGACCUUCGUGGUGUUGGCGAAAAGUUGAAAAUAUGCGGAUACUAUGCAUCUCGUGAAGCUAUAAAACCCACAGAGAUAAUUACCCUGCCUUAUCCCCUGCUACUUCAAAAGUCCUCUCGCGAGGCGCUGAAAAUCAGUGUGAAAAAUCAUAUCAUAAUCAUUGACGAAGCUCACAACCUCAUGGAUGCUGUCUCGAAUAUUCACUCAGUUUCGAUAUCGCUAUCUCAGCUUACAAAAUGUGCGGACAACCUCGCAGCGUACAUACUAAAGUUCGGCAAGAAACUGAAAGGCGGUAAUAGAGUUUACGUCGCUCAAUGCCAUCGUCUAGUAAAAACUCUUAAGACGUGGCUCGAAGACAAGUUCUCUAUUCAGCCCAAUGCAAUUGAUCCGAAGGUCCCACCCAAAAUUCCAGAUGGGACCGUAAAGCAAGGAGAUUUGCUUCAACUUAAAGGGAUUGAUCAAAUUCAUAUCUUGAAACUCGGCAAAUAUCUAGAAGAAAGCAAGUUGGCACGAAAGGUCGAAGGCUAUACUAUGUUUCAAGAGAACGAGAAGCUUGCAGAUCAAGCGAAAAAGCAGAAGAUUCCUGCGGCAAAAGCCAGGAAAGUCGCCACCUCAGGCGGACUUCCAGUGCUGAGCCAUGUGUACGCAUUUCUUCUUACUCUGACAAAUCCUGAGAAAGAAGGGAAGGUAUUUUAUGGCCCAAUAGAUGAUGCAGGCGCCAAAGAUUUUCGAGCCGCGGUGGGGUUUAGAUACAUGCUCUUAGAUCCCACCCAUCAUUUCAAAGAUCUUGUUGAGGACGCGCGAGCGGUUGUCCUAGCCGGUGGUACUAUGGAACCAAUGUCGGAUUACGUCAAUCAUCUCUUUCCUUAUUUACCUUCUGAGAGGCUUCGAAUGGUCUCCUGCGGCCAUGUGAUACCCCAAGAUAACAUGCUGGCGAUGACGGUGCCAAUGGGUGUUACGAAUCAAGCAUUCGAAUUUACAUUUGAGAAACGAAAUGGUCCGAAAUUGAUAACGGAACUCGGAAAAACUAUAUUCAAUUUGUGUAAAGUUAUUCCGCAUGGGGUUGUCGUCUUCUUCCCAAGCUACGCGUAUUUGGAAACCGUGGUUAAAGUUUGGGAAGAGAAAGGACCGGAAGGAACCGCAAGUAUCUACGAAAAUCUACAAUCAAGGAAAGCCGUGUUCAGAGAGGCAAAGGGAAGCAGUAGUGUCGAAGAUAUCCUACGAGAUUAUGCAAAGGCGGUCGACGAAGGAAAGGGAGCCUUAUUACUCAGCGUUGUUGGUGGCAAGAUGUCCGAAGGUAUCAAUUUUUCAGAUAAUCUUGGUCGAGGAGUCAUCAUGGUUGGAUUACCUUUUCCCAACAUUCACAGCGCGGAAUGGAAAGCAAAACUGGAGUUUGUGGAACAAUCAAUGAUCACACGCAGCGAAAGUGCUGUCGCUGAAGGUACUAGCUUAGAUGCGACUAAACUCCAACAAGAAGCGAAAGCUGCUGCGCAAGGUUAUUAUGAAAAUGCAUGUAUGCGGGCCGUCAAUCAGAGCAUUGGAAGAGCGAUACGCCACCGAAACGAUUAUGCAGUUAUCCUUUUGUUGGAUAAGAGGUUUAGUCGGGAUAACAUUUGGGGCAAAUUGCCAAAAUGGAUUAGAGAUGGAACGAGCGGGGUGGCGGCAGGGAAGGCUGGGGAGGUGAAGUUCGGGAUGGUGAUGACAGGUGUGGGGAAGUUUUUUCGAAACAAAGUGGCGUGA